Molecule: messenger RNA, 936 nt
Organism: Neogale vison (American mink)
Lineage: Eukaryota; Metazoa; Chordata; Mammalia; Carnivora; Mustelidae
Gene: SYCE1
Product: synaptonemal complex central element protein 1
Exons: 13
Coding region: 1-936 (311 amino acids)
Biological process (GO): synaptonemal complex assembly
Cellular component (GO): synaptonemal complex
Source: RefSeq, a predicted model, not a curated record
AUGGCCGGGCGGCCGGGGCCUUCGGACGCGGAGGGGGCAGGAGCCACGGAGCGGGCUGAGAAGGCCGAAGGGCAAGCCAAAUCCUCACAGAAAACGGAAGACUUGCUGGAAAUGGUGAAGAAGUUGCAGAAAGCGGGAAGCCUGGAGCCCAGGGUUGAAGUCCUGAUUAAUCGGAUUAAUGAGGUUCAGCAAGCAAAAAAGAAAGCUAGUGAAGAGCUGGGAGAGGCCCGGGCUGUUUGGGAAGCCCUGCAGAGGGAAAUGGACUCAUUGACUGGAGAGAAAGUACGCCUGAAAGAGAUCUUGAACAAAAAGCAAGAGACUCUAAGGAUCCUCAGGCUCCACUGCCAGGAGAAGGAAAGUGAGGCACAGAGGAAGCAGAGCAUGCUGCAGGAGUGCAAGGAGCGAAUUUCUGCCCUGAAUUCCCAGAUUGAGGAAGAGAAGAACAAACAGAGGCAACUGAGGUUGGAUUUUGAGGAGCAGCUGGAGGAUCUGAUGGGCCAGCACAAGGACCUCUGGAAGCUCCACAGGCCAGAGCAGAUGGCCCAGGAGAUAGGCACCCUGGACAGCAGCAAGGAGCAACUGCUCAAAGAAGAGAAGCUUGUGGAGGCGAAGCUGGAGGACGUGAAGCAUCGCCUGUGCUCCCAGUUUGGGGCUGAUGGCUGCUCGGCCAUUGCUGAAGGGCUCUUUCUCCGCAGCCAGGAAGCAGCAGCUGCGGUGCAUCUGUUUGAGGAGGAGAACAGGAAGGCCCAGGAGCUCCUGGAGGCCUCGGCACGGCACCACGAGCAGCUGCAGCAGAAGUGCCGGCAGCUGCAGCAGAGGAGGCAGAGGCUUAAGGAGGAGCUGGAAAAGCUUGGGAUGCAGAUCCCUGCUCGAGGCCAAAGCAAACAAGAGGAAGGGGCUGGCCCAGGAGAACCUGUGACUCCUAGGAGCCAUUGA